This is a messenger RNA of Malaclemys terrapin pileata, 1960 nucleotides long. RefSeq names its product TIMELESS interacting protein (gene TIPIN). The transcript has 7 exons. NCBI's taxonomy places the organism in Eukaryota, Metazoa, Chordata, Testudines, Emydidae. Gene Ontology annotation, cellular component: nucleus; replication fork protection complex. Bases 67 to 915 code for a protein of 282 amino acids. The record is from RefSeq and is a predicted model, not a curated record. Gene Ontology annotation, molecular function: DNA binding. Gene Ontology annotation, biological process: DNA damage response; replication fork arrest; DNA replication checkpoint signaling.
CUUCAGACAAAAGAUGUGCAACUUCUUAAUAUCCUCUUCUUUAGGGGAAAAAGCUUAACUGUGAAGAUGAUAGAUCCAUUAGCAAACAACUUGUUUGAUCUUCCUGAGUAUGAUGAUACAGAAGAUGAAACAUUUCCACCUCUUCCACCUCCUUCCUCCACAGGGAGAGAUGAUGUUGAAGGAGCCCUCACCAAUGAAGAGCAAGAUGGAAAUAAACCAUCCCAAACGAAGGAUUCUACUGUGUCUACACAGAAAGCAAUUAAAAGGCCGAUACCUAAAUUAGAUGCUCAAAGGUUAAUUUCAGAGAGAGGACUUCCAGCCUUGCGACAUGUAUUUGAUAAUGCAAAAUUUAAGGGUAAAGGACAUGAGACAGAGGACUUGAAGACACUUUUAAGACACGUGGAACACUGGGCUCAUAGGCUGUUUCCGAAACUGCAGUUUGAUGAUUUCAUGGAGAGAGUAGAGUCUUUGGGAAAUAAAAAGGAAGUUCAAACCUGCUUAAAGCGAAUUAGACUUGAUCUUCCAAUUUUACAUGAAGAUUUUACAAGUAAUGAAGGCAUUGGAGGGGGAAAUAAUGGGCUCAAAAUGUCUCCUGAAGAAGAAUUAGACCCCUUUUCUCAAAAUGUGAAGGAAGAAUUUGAUUCUCACUCAAGUACUGCCUUAACAGAGGAGCAACAGCGAAGAAUUGAGAGGAACCGGCAACUAGCCUUGGAAAGAAGACAGGCAAAGAUGCAAUUUAACAGUCAGUCACAAGAAAAUGAUCUGUCUGCCACCCAGCCAAAUGAAGAAUUUAAGACAAUGGAGGCUCAGGAUGACCUGACAGAAGUAGAAAUUCAAGCCGCUGAAGCUGAAGUUGCUGAUAGUGAAGCUGUGGACAAAGAUAUACAACUUAAAUGUGCAGAAGAAAUCAAAUAACUUUGUCUGGAUACAAUGAUGUUUUAGAAAGACCCAGAUAUCUUAAUGUGCUCAAGUGUCAUUGACUUCUCUCCCCACUCCCCCCCCGGACGUUCUGUGGAAAUCUUAUUCGUGACAUCAAUGUAGCUGGACAAAAUUAAUCUGUUUCCCUGGGUAAAAAAGCAGAUAUCAGCUCUUAAGGUGUCAGAGAAAACAGCUACUAUUCAGGAAAGGAGCACAACUACUCUGCAUUUCAACUGUUGUUGUUUUUUUUAAACUCGCUUUUUCUAAAGUGACAAAAGGUAUCAGUGAAAAUAUUGACAUUAAUUUCUUGGAACUAUACUAUGAAGUGACUUUUUUUUACAAUUGACAUUCCUCAAGCUUAACUUACCUGGGUCUUGAAAGCCUGAGUUUGUAUAAAUUUUUUUACAUCCUGUUAAUUUUUUUUUUUUUAUAGAACACAAGUGAUGGUUCAGUGUCAGGAACUUCUUGCUCAGUAUGAACAUUCACCAUCUUCACUCUUCUGAAGCAUUUUGUAACAAUACUUCAUGUUAUGAAAUGCUUGUAUUUUAGUAAGUUAUUUUAUACAGCACCUUGAAAGUUAUUAAAUUUUGGAAACCAAAUUUGAAAAAUAUUCUCUACAUAACAUUAUGAUGGCCCACAAAUUCUCUAUGGCACAAAUUUGUCAAUCAAAUGUGCUCUAAACAUACUCUACUAAUUGAUGGUGCUUAAGUCAUGAGAAAAUCACAUGACAAGAAGUUAAGUAGCUUCAGAUUUACAAUUGUUAAAGCGUUCUGUGGUCAAGGGGGGGGUAUUUGAUAAUUCUGGUUAUCUUUUUAAAGGAUUUUUGCCUCCUACAACAAGUGCUAUGUAUUUAUUCCCCUGUUUUAGGGGAAGUUACGUUUCUGUUGAAGGGACAAGGUCAGACUAUAUAAACUCAAUUAAAUUUUUAUUUUAGGGAAGGGAGUAAGCAUUAAAAGCUUGAAAAACUUCAUUGAAAAUUAAGUUAGAAUAGAUUUUUUUGAGUUGAUAGUAUACUAAUACAAUAAAGUUGAAGUGAAAUGGA